Messenger RNA from Diaporthe amygdali, 540 nucleotides. RefSeq lists its product as uncharacterized. The record is from RefSeq and is a predicted model, not a curated record. NCBI's taxonomy places the organism in Eukaryota, Fungi, Ascomycota, Sordariomycetes, Diaporthales, Diaporthaceae. The transcript is spliced from 2 exons. The coding region runs from base 1 to 540 and encodes 179 amino acids.
AUGUCUGGUACUGCAAUCUCCCCUCCCUUCUCGACGGCUCGUCCCACGUCGAGCGAAAUCUCUACCGAAGAGGACUCGUCCAAACCUACUCAACCUCCACCCGUAAUAUCGCACAGCACCACAGAGUCCCACCGGCCCUCUGACGGAAAUACCGAGACCAAGCUAACAAGCUCUCAUGCCGCGACUCAGACAAGCUCCAGUGUACUUGAAACUUCAAUUCUCAGCAGCCUGGGCAGUUCCCACCCUUAUUCGUUCCCUACCGUGCCCACCGCGCCUUAUCCGUCGAGCAGCACCAUCACAGGCCCUCAUCCUUCAGAUGCUGGGGCCGGCGGUCUCAACAAGGCCAUCAUUGCUGGCGUAGUAGUCGGGGGCGUCGCAUUUGUUGCGGUUGUUGUUUUUGGCAUCUGGUUCUGGAGGAAGGUGAAAAAGCAGCAGGACGACGAUGAUAUCUCGAUGGUGGGAAUGCCCAGGACUGAGGACGUGCCAAUGGGGAUGCGAAAUGGCAUAAGACUUGUGAGGGGCAAUACGGAUCGGAUCUGA